Molecule: messenger RNA, 1329 nt
Organism: Rotaria socialis
Lineage: Eukaryota; Metazoa; Rotifera; Eurotatoria; Philodinida; Philodinidae
Source: the annotation of a GenBank genome assembly
AUGUUAUAUAGCAUUGUUACUACGAUUUACUUUUGGAAUUUCCGUAACGAAGGAACGUUAUUCUAUCUUCCCAUUCUUUUACCAUGGUUCCAAUUUUUUACAGCACUUUUAUUAUUUACCAAGAAUCACAAAUUAUUUACUGUUCUUCAGCUUGGUGCAAUUUCAUUAUUCUUUUUUUAUCUUGGUAUGCAUCUUGUUUGUAUUUUAUUGUGGUGGCGGCAAUUUAGAUUUGUCGAAUUCGGAUGUAAUCUAUUGAUAUGGUGCUAUGGAUUCUACUAUUUUCUUCACAUGAUAUCUCUGACUAUUCGAUUUACAGAUGGAAGAUUUCUUAUUCUGUCUCUACUCGGGUGGAAAAGUGGCUGUAAAGUCACGUGGAUAACAGAUAUACAUAUUGCCAAACAGGUUUUAUUAGCUUCAUCAAAUAAAGGUUCAUUCAUUGAAGAAAAAAUUGCUUGUCCAGCCUGGUCGCCUGUUCUUUCUCUCGAAUCUGUCAAUGGCAACUCAUGGAUAGAUCUCAAAUCGAAAUUUCUUAUUUUUCAAAAGUAUCUUCCACCUGUAGAACACCUCACUCACAUAGUAAGACAUAUUUUAUCUUCACAAAAUGCAAAUAUAGAGAUCGACGCAAAACAAGUUGUUCAAAUCACAUUAGCUUGUUUUGUCAAAUGGAUAUUUAAUCGAGAUUGGGAUUCCAAAUGGGAUUUUGUCUGCGAAGCAUCAUGGGAGUGGCGCAAAGAAAUUGCGAUAAAAGGAAAAGCGGAUACAGCGUUAAAAUAUAAAACAAUUGACUGGUUAAUUGACUUGAUAAAUCAAUCUGAUUACUAUCAAAUAUUCGGUGAACAAUGGUCAACUCCAGAAUGUUAUUCGGUCAUCAUGCAACCAUUUAUUUUAUCUCCUAUGAUAAAUUUUAGUGAUAUUGCAGUAUCUUCUAGUCGACAUCCCGAUUUAUCGAUUCAAGAGCUAAUUCAUUAUUAUCAUCCAUUUCCAAUAAUCGAACGCUAUAUCGAGAAAGACAUUGUAGAAUGUAAUGAUGGUGUUAAAUGUGUGCUCGUCAAUGCCAAUACGCAAGUAUUUAUUCCAUUGGACACGAUUGGCCAACAAGAACAAUACAAUCACAAGUUAUGGACACCAUUUGGAAUCGGGCCUAGAAAAUGUCUAGGCACUCAAUAUGCAAUUCCAUUUCUAACCGAAUUUAUUACGCACUACAAAAAUAACCCAAAAUUCGUACCUGAGAAGAAUCAUAAAUAUAGUGGAAGAAAUAACGACCAACUUUCAAUACGAGAAUCAAUAUAUCAACUUAUUAUAUUUGGUAAAAUAUUGAUUCGUGGUUGA